AAAUAAUAUAAAUUGCAUUUGAAAGCAUAGGACAUUUCUGUACCUUUUAUUUCAUUCUUUGCUUUUUACCCCCUUUUUUGGUCUUUUAAGUAUGGACAAGGAAGAAUCUUCUCUAACAGAAAACGAAAUGGAUAUUCCCUCUGCUGAAUUACCAGAUGAUACUGCAGUUGCUGAUUCCAGUCAAGAAUCUAUGGCAUAUACGAGUUCUGAAGGAUUUUUGUCCGUUGCUUGUCAAACUGAAGAAUCCCCUGAAGCAAUUCUGAAGAAACAUGAAGAAAUGGAAGCGUUGCGGGAGUUCAAUGCCAGAUUAGAAAAGGAUAAUGAAAUUCUGAGGGAAAUGAUUAAGAAGAAAAAAGAGAAAACAAAAAAACUGCAAGAAGAGAUUGAAGCUUCCAAGAGAUUGCAACAAAUGGUGUUAAGUCCAGAAAAAUCGGAGACGGAAGUCGAUUUGGAAAAAGUUGUUGAAUUACUUGAUCGCCAGGCUCAUAAAAGAAAGAAGUAAUGAAAGAGAUAUGGUCGACGCUGAAGUAAACAAGAAUGAAAGGACUGAAAGCCACAUAAUUGAUGACUGUAUUUUAAUUUUUUAUCUCUACAAAAUAAAGUCUUUAUUUUAGUUGAUCCUC
This is a messenger RNA of Argiope bruennichi, 623 nucleotides long. RefSeq lists its product as uncharacterized. Bases 92 to 502 code for a protein of 136 amino acids. The record is from RefSeq and is a predicted model, not a curated record. NCBI's taxonomy places the organism in Eukaryota, Metazoa, Arthropoda, Arachnida, Araneae, Araneidae. The transcript has 5 exons.